Coregonus sp. 'balchen' is the source of this 12388-nucleotide messenger RNA. NCBI's taxonomy places the organism in Eukaryota, Metazoa, Chordata, Actinopteri, Salmoniformes, Salmonidae. The record is from the annotation of a GenBank genome assembly.
AUGUCGAUCACAAACACCCCCACAAGCAACGACGCUUGUCUGAGCAUCGUGCACAGCCUGAUGUGCCACAGACAGGGUGGAGAGAGCGAGACCUUCGCCAAGCGAGCCAUUGAGAGCCUCGUUAAGAAACUGAAGGAGAAGAAAGAUGAGCUAGAUUCUUUAAUCACAGCCAUCACCACUAACGGAGCUCACCCCAGCAAGUGUGUCACCAUACAGCGCACCCUGGAUGGACGCCUGCAGGUAAUAGCUUGGUCAUUCAUUAGGGCACCCUGUAGUAAAACAUUUUGCAACAGAAAACGAAAAAGAGCAUUUCUUAUUGGACAAGAACUGGUAGUCCCUCCCUGUUUCAGUUCCUUUGGUGCCUAAUGAAUUCCACCUUGCUGAUAGAUAGGAGAUAUUCCACUCGCAUUACAGGCUGAACUCUUUUUUUCUUUCAGGAACACUCUGAUUUCAGAUGACUGCUGUACUGUUCAUAACUCUCGUCUUCUCAUCUGUGCUCUCAGGUUGCGGGGCGUAAAGGCUUCCCCCAUGUGAUCUAUGCCAGACUGUGGCGGUGGCCUGACCUGCACAAGAAUGAACUGAAGCAUGUGAAAUACUGCCAGUUUGCUUUUGACCUCAAAGCUGACAAUGUGUGUGUUAACCCGUACCACUACGAGAGGGUGGUAUCACCAGGGAUUGGUGAGUGGGUUUUAUUUUCUUGAAUACUGUAGUUUAGGCCCUCUUGACUUUUCCUUUGAAUUCUAAGUUGGAUCUCAUGUGUCCUUCUACUUCUCUUCACAGACCUUUCAGGACUGACUCUUUCAAGCUCAGGUAAGGGAGGCUCUCGCUCUGUACUAGUAAUUUGCUGUUCACAAUGGAGGAUUAAAGUGAAGUUCCCCAAAACCUUGACCCUCUCACCCAACCUGCCCUACCAGGCACACUCAUGGUCAAAGAUGAGUAUGAAUUUGAGAACCAGCCAUCUCACUCUGGUGCGGAGGGCCACCAUCAGACCAUCCAGCACCAACCAUCCAGACCAGGGGGUCCCCAGGAGUCGUUCAGCAGCCCGGCCCUGCUCCCUCCCCCUGAGGGCAGCAGCUCAGCCUCCACCUCUGCCUUCUCCAGCCUCGCUGCUGGAGCUUCAAGUGAGACACUGUGUUGUGUUUAACCCUCCCAUGUCAUGUAGUUCAUUACUCCCCUUAAAUGUAAAGUUUCAUUUUGUGGUGAAUACGCUCCUGACAUAAAUGCAGGACACAGUGGCUCCCUCAUACCCCAAGUUUGUGUGUCUGUAUCGUGGUGUAUGUGUGUUUGUGUCUGGGUGUGUGUGUGUGUGCUUGUAUGUUUUCCAUACCCACCCACUCUUGCCCGUCCUGCUUCUGUCCCUGUAGCCCAGUCCAGUAGCCUUCUGUCAGGGAGCCAUAGCAGUGAAGGGCUGCGGCAGCUAUCCUCAGGGCCAGGCCCAGGCCCAGCACAGGGACAGAGCUCACAGCAGAACGGCUUCCCCCUGGCACAGAGCUCCACAUACCAUCACAGUAAGCACCCACACUCAGCCCUCCACAUUUUAAUACAAUACCAGGGUUGGGGUAAAUUCAAUUUGCUUCCUGAAUUGACUGAAUUUAAAUAGAAUUGAACCCAACCCAGUGAAACACCACUGCACUUCCUGAUUUGGCCUUGUUUUGAAGAUUGCUAGUUAAGAAAUGCUGUUGUUUGUACAUCCUGAGUCACCAUAGCAACAACAUAGCCAUUUCCUCAAAAUAGUCACUUCCUCAAAAUAGUCAGAAUUAAUAUAGGAUAAAUCAAGAAAUCUGUAAUUCAUUUAGGUUGUCUUAGUCACACAAUUUUACAUCUAGCUAAGGUGGUCUGGUGCAGUAUUUCUCAAGUUAAAAAAGGUGCAUGGAAAAUCGAGUCAGUGCACUGCAUACAGUCUAUCAAGUCGAAGGUCUGGCUGCUCGCUCAGGACUGAUUUCUGAGAACAAUAACAUGUCUACAACUUAAUCUGCAAGCUGUCAAACUAUCGUAAGUAAAUCACAAGCUACACGUUGUUUAUCAGUGCCCAAAGUCACUUGCUAGCUAGCUAGCUAGCUAAGUUCCAACUAUCAAAUAAAAUUGUAUUUGUCACAUGCUUCGUAAACAACAGCUGUAGACUAACAUUGAAAUGCUUCCUUACGGACCCUUCCCAACAAUGCAGAGAGAAAAAUAUAGAAAAAUUAUAACAGAAAGAAUAAAUAAACAAUGAGUAACGAUAACUUUGCUAUAUACAGUGGGUAGAACAAGUAUUUGAUACACUGCCGAUUUUGCAGGUUUUCCUACUUACAAAGCAUGUAGAGGUCUGUAAUUUUUUAUCAUAGGUACACUUCAACUGUGAGAGACGGAAUCUAAAACAGAAAUCCAGAAAAUCACAUUGUAUGAUUUUUAAGUAAUUAAUUUGCAUUUUAUUGCAUGACAUAAGUAUUUGAUACAUCAGAAAAGCAGAACUUAAUAUUUGGUACAGAAACCUUUGUUUGCAAUUACAGAGAUCAUACGUUUCCUGUAGGUCUUGACCAGGUUUGCACACACUGCAGCAGGGAUUUUGGCCCACUUCUCCAUACAGACCUUCUCCAGAUCCUUCAGGUUUUGGGGCUGUCACUGGGCAAUACGGACUUUCAGCUCCCUCCAAAGAUUUUCUAUUGGGUUCAGGUCUGGAGACUGGCUAGGCCACUCCAGGUCCUUGAGAUGCUUCUUACGGAGCCACUCCUUAGUUGCCCUGGCUGUGUGUUUCGGGUCGUUGUCAUGCUGGAAGACCCAGCCACGACCCAUCUUCAAUGCGCUAACUGAGGGAAGGAGGUUGUUGGCCAAGAUCUCGCGAUACAUGGCCCCAUCCAUCCUCCCCUCAAUACGGUGCAGUCGUCCUGUCCCCUUUGCAGAAAAGCAUCCCCAAAGAAUGAUGUUUCCACCUCCAUGCUUCACGGUUGGGAUGGUGUUCUUGGGGUUGUACUCAUCCUUCUUCUUCCUCCAAACACGGCGAGUGGAGUUUAGACCAAAAAGCUCUAUUUUUGUCUCAUCAGACCACAUGACCUUCUCCCAUUCCUCCUCUGGAUCAUCCAGAUGGUCAUUGGCAAACUUCAGACGGGCCUGGACAUGCGCUGGCUUGAGCAGGGGUACCUUGCGUGCGCUGCAGGAUUUUAAUCCAUGACGGCGUAGUGUGUUACUAAUGGUUUUCUUUGAGACUGUGGUCCCAGCUUUCUUCAGGUCAUUGACAAGGUCCUGCCGUGUAGUUCUGGGCUGAUCCCUCACCUUCCUCAUGAUCAUUGAUGCCCCACGAGGUGAGAUCUUGCAUGGAGCCCCAGACCGAGGGUGAUUGACUGUCAUCUUGAACUUCUUCCAUUUUCUAAUAAUUGCGCCAACAGUUGUUGCCUUCUCACCAAGCUGCUUGCCUAUUGUCCUGUAGCCCAUCCCAGCCUUGUGCAGGUCUACAAUUUUAUCCCUGAUGUCCUUACACAGCUCUCUGGUCUUGGCCAUUGUGGAGAGGUUGGAGUCUGUUUGAUUGAGUGUGUGGACAUGUCUUUUUAUACAGGUAAUGAGUUCAAACAGGUGCAGUUAAUACAGGUAAUGAGUGGAGAACAGGAGGGCUUCUUAAAGAAAAACUAACAGGUCUGUGAGAGCCGGAAUUCUUACUGGUUGGUAGGUGAUCAAAUACUUAUGUCAUGCAAUAAAAUGCAAAUUAAUUACUUAAAAAUCAUACAAUGUGAUUUUCUGGAUUUUUGUUUUAGAUUCCGUCUCUCACAGUUGAAGUGUACCUAUGAUAACAAUUACAGACCUCUACAUGCUUUGUAAGUAGGAAAACCUGCAAAAUCGGCAGUGUAUCAAAUACUUGUUCUCCCCACUGUACAUACUGUAUUCUAGUCAAUGCCACAUUGCUCGUCCUAAUAUUGAUAUAUUUCUUAAUUCCAUUCUUUUACUUUGAGAUUUGUGUGUAUUGUUGUGAAUUGUUAGAUACUACUGCAUUGUUGGAGCUAGGAACACAAGCAUUUCGCUACAACCGCAAUAACAUCUGCUAAAUAUGUGUACGUGACCAAUAAAAUUAGAUUUUGAUUAGAUUUUACAUGGGGUACCAAUACUGAGUCAAUGUGCAGGGGUACAAGGUAAUUGAGGUAGAUACUGUAUGUACUGUACCUAUAGGUAGGGGUAAAGUGGGUAAAGCUCCUUAGUCUAGGCAACAGGAUAGAUGAUAAACAGUAGCAGCAGCAGCGUAUGUCAUGAGUCAAGAGUUGGUGUAAAGAGGGUCAAUGCUGAUAGUCCUAUUUGGUUAACUAUUUAGUAGUCUUAUGGCUUGUGGGUAGAAGCUGUUCAGGGUCCUGUUGGUUCCAGACUUGCUGCAUCGGUACUGCUUACCGUGCGGUAGCAGAGAGAACAGUCUCUGACUUGGGUGGCUGGAGUCUUUGACAAUUUUUAGGGUCUUUAUCUGACACCGCCUGGUAUAGAGGUCCUGGAUGGCAGGGAGCUUGGCCCCAGUGGUGUACUGGGCCAAACGCACUACCCUCUGUAGUGCUUUGCGGUCGGAUGCCAAGCAGUUGCCAUACAUGAUGCAGCCAGUCAAGAUGCUCUCAAUGGUGCAGCUGUGUAACUUUUUGAGGAUCUGAGGGCCCAUGCCAAAUCUUUUCAGCGUUGUCGUGCGUUCUUCAUGACUGUGUUGGUGUGUGUGGACCAUGUUAAUUCCUUAGUGAUGUGGACACAGAGGAACUUGAAGAUCUCGACCUGCUCCACUACAGCCUGUCGAUGUGGAUAGGGGCGUGCUUGAUCACUUCCUUUGUCUUGCUGAUGUUGAGUCAAUGAAGAAUAGCACUAAAUCAUGUCAAACUUUAAAUGCACUGUCAAUGAAGCUAGCUAGCAGGCACAUUGAGCAGCCAGGCCACAAUCAGCUUAUCAAAUCACUGGUGAGUGGCAACGUGUGUGCUUGGAAUAUUGACACGUUGCAGUUGGGUUACAAGUGCGCUCUGAUCGUCUCAAUUCUCAUUUUGCUCCAAAAAGUGGCAGACUCGAGUGAUUGACACUGUCAAACACAUCAGCAAGUGGCCACUCCAUAAUGGGUUAUUUCAACAUAACAUUGGCGACGUGUUGUCUUACGUAAACAAGUCUGAGGCACUGCUUAAUGAGCAGGGCCCGGGUUUGCCGAUAGCGAGGGAAUUUAGGCUUAAGCAUCAUUCACAUUACCAAUAAGCACUCCAUUACGUUGCGCCAGAUGUCAUGCAUUUCAAUCGGGACGUCCACAACGGAGUGGAAUCGCAACAACCCUUGUGGUUGAAGGCUCCGUUGUGAGACGGACGCCGCAUCCUUCGAAGAACAGGAAGUUACCAAACCACAGAAGAUGAAAAUAUGUGGUUUUCGGUGAUGGCUAGCAACUUGUAAACAAUUACCCAUUGCUAUAAGUGAGUACUAUUAUAAUAGUAAUGUUAAAUAAUACACAUUGGCUGCUCCCGUUUAAGUUUAUUGUGAUGGUAAUGACGUUUGUUUUUUAAUACAAUUAUUAGGUGGAGAUCACUAGCUACAGUAGUAUCUUCAACCUAGCAUUUAGCUAGCUAGCAAGCUAGCUUGACUUGCUAUAAAGUUAGAGAAACAAGUUGAGGGAAAAAGUAACUAAACAAAACAUGUUUUAUUAUCACCUGAAAAAUAUUUUGCCAUCUCCCAAAAUAAAUGCGAUGUCUGACGAGAGACAAGCUCUACUCCAUCUUGCUUUAUAAACACUACACUUGUCCGUUCAGUAGCGGGGCAAGACUCCGUGAAGAUGAGAUACAGCGUAUUAUAAACUGGGUGGUUUGAGCCCUGAAUGCUGAUUGGCUGACAGCCGUGGUAUAUCAGACCGCAUACCACGGGUAUGACAAAACAUUUAUUUUUACUGCUCUAAUGAAGUAGGUAACCAGUUUAUAAUAGCAAUAAGGCAUCUCGGGGGUUUGUGGUAUAUGGCCAAUAUACCACAGCUAAGGGCAGUAUCUAGGCACUCCGCGAUACGUCACGAUGUGUAUAUGGGGCAUUACUUGUUUUAACGAUGCAUCGUUCCUACAAUGGCUGAAGAUGUAACGUGCAUUUCCCAAAACACCACACAGAGAACGUUCUUUAAGUGCAUCGUUAGAUGCUUAUAAGAUAGAAAAAGAACCAUCACUGCUCUCGGAUCAGCUUUCUCCAUUCAAAUCUUACCAUAACAUUAUAAUUACUUCACAAUACUGACGACGGAUUAGUUCCUAGAAAGAAAUGAUCACCUAUGGGUGCAAAUAUCAAGGUGGCUUAUUAUGCAAGGCUACCCAACAAAUAUAUUGAGGCAAAAAUUAGACCAUAGCCUAUUGGCACAAUAGAACUCAAUUGAUUGACAAUGAAAUUGAUUGAAAUAUAUAGGCCCAUGUAGCAUAUUUAUAUUUAAUGCAGUCAUCUCGGUUUUCAUUUGAAGCAUAUUUUCAUCCUUCACUUUUUUGUAACAACUGUAAAGACUUUGACAACUUUGUAUUUGUAGUCAACCCUGUUCUAAAGUUAUCAGCGGUCACAGUCAAACAGAUAAACAUCUUGAUUUUAUGUUUAGCGGAGAUCUUCUGCAUCUAACGACGCACUUAGCUGUUCUAUGAGUGGUCUGAGGCAGUCAAUAAAUAACAAGUGCAACUUUAGUUACGAUGGUUUUGGGAAACACUUCAGAGAUUUAAUGGAUGCUCCUACUAUGGUUCUAAUGAUGAACUUAGCCAAAAUAUGCUUUUGGGAAACCGGGCCAGAGGUGCGUUCAGUUCGCUUGAACGUUUUCUACGUUGCGGAACGGUUUGUACCGAAUGUCACGUUUCCCCCAAACGUUCUUGAACACUUAGAGGUACGUUUGCUCCCGUUUGGUGGGUGUGGCUUGAAGCAAUAAGUGACGUAUUUAAAAGGGAAGUGGCCAUGCUGACAGCGUUCCACAACCCAACCCCUCCCCGUAUUUUCAACUAGUCGUUCAGUACAGCACCGUUUCCGUUCAAUUGAACGUGCCAGAACGUAAAAAUGUACUGAACGCAGCCCAGGUCCAUCUCACUGUCUGGAGGUUCUGGCCAUAUGAUUGGAUAGAGCAUGCAGCUGAUAGAGCACAAUCAGUACAGCUGCUUCUCUCGUGUUAGUGGGCACUGAGCAAGUGGGCAUGAUCAUAAUCCAUACCCCCAACCCUCCAGUAAGUCGUGACAAACUCACUUACAAAACUCAGUUUUGUACUUUAUGACCAAAAUGAUCAUAUUUCCACUUUGUAGUCAAUUUUGACACACAAAUGUGUGUUUCUGACUCAUAUCGAUGCCACAUAGGCUGUUUAAAACCAGAGAAGUUGGUUCUAAGGGGAAGUUGACCUUUAAAGUGAGUGGGCACCUGCAUUCAUAAGCCUAAAUAUAACUUGCACUGCCUAUGCUACUAGCAAUUACAGAAAUGACCUGCAUUUACAAACAACCAUUACAGGUAGCACUCAUAUUCAUCCGCCCUCCAUAUAUCAUAACAGCCUUCAAAUUAAUUCCCUACUGCUUUUCACAGAAACCCUAUUAACUUCUCAGAACCUGGUUCUCAAAAUGUUUCUUCUCUCAAAAAAGCUUUUCAGCAUUACCACAUUGCAUCUCCAGCGGGUUCAUUCCUCCUUGGUCAGUUAUAUAAUUCCUCUCACCCUUGAGACUGUAGCCUAUGUAUGUGUCGAAUGUGAUUGUGAGUUGUGUUUAGUUCAAAGCUAGGUAUUUUCUUGCUAUAUUGAUGAUCUGAUGCAACGGGGGACUGUUCUGCUUUCAGGUGCCACCUCAAGCUGGCCGAGAAAUGGGAACUUCCCCCCCUCAGUGCCUCACCACCAGAAUGGGCACCUGCAGCACCACCAACCCAUGCCCAACACCCCACACUACUGUGAGUGGCCGUGUUGUCCCCCUCUCUGGGUAUACAGCUUGUGGUGCUGCAAACAUCUGAGCCUAACAUAUGUUAUCUCCCCCAAAGCAGCAACCUAACAUUUAAUUCAUGUAACAAAGAUUAUGGUCUUGUGAAAUGAAAGGGCUAUUUCCUAGAAAUUAUGUGAGUUUGCACUUGUAAUGUCAAAUUGUAAAUGUUAUGCCAUUUGACAUACAUUUUUUGCUCAUUUAGCACGAGCAGUACAAACAGCACCAUUCUCUGGAUUGUUAAUUUAUUUACCUGGCAUUCUCUUCCAGGGCUCUCACACAAUGAGAUUGCAUUCCAGCCCCCCAUCUCCAAUCACCCUGGUGAGUCUGUGUGCAAGGUUACUCAGAGAGUAAGUUCUGUAUGUACAGUAUGUGUCCCCAUCUGAUCCGGUAUGAGGUGUGAAAUACAGUGCCUUCAGAAAGUAUUCACAUCCCUUAUUCCACAUUUUGUUGUGUUACAGCCUACAUUUAAAAUUGAUAACAUUUUGAUUGUUGGUCACUGGCCUACACACUAUCCCAUAAUGUCAAAGUGGAAUUAUGUUUUUAGAUUUUUUUAAACAAAUUAACUAAAAAUGAAAAGCUGAAAUGUCUUGAGUCAAUAAGUAUUCAACCCCUUCGUUAUGGCAAGCCUAAAUAAGUUCAGGAGUACAAAUGUGCAUAACAAGUCACAUAAUAAAUUGCAUGGACUCACUCUGUGUGCAGAAUUGUUUAACAUAAUUUUUUCAUGACUACCUAAUCUCUGUACCCCAUACAUACAAUUAUCUGUAAGGUCGAGCAGUGAAUUUCAAGCACAACCACAAAGACCAGGGAGGUUUUCCAAUGAUUUGCAAAGAAGGGCAACUAUUGGUAGAUGGAAAAAAAGAAGCAGACAUUGAAUAUCCCUUUGAGCACGGUGCAGUUAUUAAUUACAUUUUGUAUGGUGUAUCGAUAAACCUAGUUAAUACAAAGAUACAAGUGCCCUUCCUAACUCAGUUGCCGGAGAGGAAGGAAACCGCUCAAGGAUUUCACCAUGAGGCCAACAGUGGCUGUGAUAGGAGAUUACUGAGGAUGGAUCAACAACAUUGUAGUUAUUUCACAAUACUAACAAAUGACAGAGUGAAAAGAAGGAAGCCUGUACAUAAUACAAAAUAUUCCAAAACAUGCAUCCUGUUUGCGAUAAGGCACUAAAGUAAUACUGCAAAAAAUGUGGCAAAGAAAUUAACUAUUUGUCCUGAAUACAAAGCGUCAUAUUUGGGGCAAACACAACACAUCACUUAGUACCACUCUUCAAAUGUUCAAGUAUGGUGGUGGCUGCAUCAUGUUAUGGGUAUGCUUGUCAUCGGCAAGGACUAGGGAGUUUUUUAGGAUAAAAAUAAACGUAAUAGAGCUAAGCACAGGCAAAAUCCUAGAGGAAAACUUUCCAACAAACACUGGGAGACAAAUUCACCUUUCAGCAGGACAAUUACUUAAAACUCAAGGCCAAAUAUACACUGUUGCUUACAAAGACGACAUUGAAUGUUCCUAGCCUAGUUACAAUUUUGACUUAAAUCGUCUUGAAAAUCUAUGGCAAGACUUGAAAAUGGCUGUCUAGCAAUGAUCAACAACCAACUUGAUAGAGCUUGAAGAAUUUUUUGAAGAAUAAUGGGCAAAUAUUGUACAAUCCAGAUGUGCAAAGCUCUUAGAGAUUUACCCAGAAAUACUUACAGCUGCCAAAGGUGAUUCUAACAUGUAUUGACUCAGGGGGUUGAAUACUUAUCUAAUCAAGAUUAAGUGUUUUAUUUUCCACUUUGACAUUAGACUAUUUUAUGUUAAUCGUUGACAAAAAAUGACAAUGAAAUCCAUUUUAAUCCUACUUUGUAACACAACAAAAUAUGGAAAAAGUCAAGGGGUAUGAAUACUUUCUGAAGGCACUGUAGAUGGUAUAGAGACCAAGAACAUGUGAAUUGAUGGUGAUGCUUUCGUUAUGUUCCAGCCCCUGACUACUGGUGCUCCAUUGCCUACUUUGAGAUGGAUGUUCAGGUUGGGGAGACGUUCAAGGUUCCGGCCAGCUGCCCCACUGUUACGGUGGACGGGUACGUGGAUCCCUCAGGAGGGGACCGCUUCUGCCUGGGUCAGCUCAGCAACGUCCACAGGACAGAGGCCAUCGAGAGAGCCAGGUACUCUACCAUAUAAAAUUGAAAAAGGAACAAUUUAAUGUCUUUGCUAAAUUAAAUUGCUAAGCAGAGUACCUGUCACGCCCUUCAGUUUUAUAUCAUUCAUAUUUUUGGAAGAGUAUUAGUGUACCAUAGCAAUAUAAAGUAUUUUUUUAGGCAUAUUUAAAAAACGGUUUCUCUGUUUGCUUCUCUUCUUCCCUGCUUUCUUCCUGGCUCUAUAGACUUCACAUUGGUAAAGGGGUGCAGCUGGAGUGUAAAGGGGAAGGGGACGUGUGGGUGCGUUGCCUUAGCGAUCAUGCAGUGUUUGUGCAGAGUUAUUACCUGGACAGGGAGGCAGGACGUGCCCCUGGAGACGCAGUGCACAAGAUCUACCCCAGCGCCUACAUCAAGGUGAGAUAUUAUAUUUUUAUUGUAUUCCAUUGAGCUUUUAUUUUGUACUAUUUUUAUUAUUAUUAUUAUUAUUUGAAUUACUUCUAUUCUUAUUUUUGUUGCGUAGUUGAGAGGUGUACCUGCAAGUAAACAUGUCAUUGGACUGUGUACACACCAUGUGUAUUCUGUGCAUAUGACAAAUAGAUUUGAUUUGAUAUCACAGCCCACAGACUCACUGCUGAGGAAUGGCACCCCUAAAUAAACAAGGAAUGUUUUUCAUCUUUAUUAUUUACAUGCGUCUCAGUGGUUAUAUGACUGCUUGGGAAGGUUGAUUGUUCUCAAAACAGGUUAAAAUCCUUACGUUUUAGACCGUUGAACCUAGGGAUGAGCACAGUUAUUCAAAUAUCUGAACGGACUUUAGUAUUCGAUAUACAGCUAAAAAGUAUUUGAACAGUUAAAAAGCUAAAUUAAAUGAUCCAUGUGACAUUAGAGUAUUUUAUGUAAAUCGUUAACAAAAAAUGACAAUUAAAUCCAUUUUAAUCCUACUUUGUAACACAACAAAAUAUGGAAAAAGUCAAGGGGUAUGAAUACUUUCUGAAGGCACUGUAGAUGGUAUAGAGACCAAGAACCUGUGAAGGAUAUAUCAUGAUAUUUGAUGUAAUAAUGUAAUAAACAACAAAUGUGUGAAUGUAGUUCUUAUGACAUGCACACUCUCAGUAGCUUACUUACACUACCGGUCAAAAGUUUUAGAACAACUACUCAUUCAAGGGUCUUUCUUUAUUUUGACUAUUUUCUACAUUGUAGAAUAAUAGUGAAGACAUCAAAACUAUGAAAUAACACAUAUGGAAUCAUGUAGUAACCAAAAAAGUGUUGAACCAAAUCAAAAUAUAUUUUAUAUUUGAGAUUCUUCAAAUAGCCACCCUUUGCCUUGAUGACAGCUUUGUAAACUCUUGGCAACAGCACACCUGAUUCAACUAAUUAUCAAGCCCUCGAUUAAUUGAAUCAAGUGUUUUUUGUCCGGGGCUACAACAAAAAUGUGUGCUGUUGGGGGUACUGGAGGACCAGAAUUGGGAAACACUGCUGUAAUCAAUGCAGUCAAGACCAGCACUAUCAGAUGGGAUGAUAAAUAACCCUAUGGUAGCUAGAAGUUUUCUAACUAGCGUGAGUCGGCUUCGAUACGUUCUACAUCUCUCUGCUUGCCCUGCCCUCCUGCGUCCCAAACACACCGGACCCUCCCCCUGCUGCAGCAAAAGAGCGCCACAGUCUCUCCCUCGCGCAGUAAUAAGUGCAACAAAAAAACAACAACAUGUAUUUAGACUAUCCGGAUAUCACAUUUCAUGAUAUAUUAUUUGAAUAGUGAAAUUAUUUCAAUUGCCCAUCUCUAGUUGAACCCCUAUCCCCUCUGCCCCAUUGUGUGUAGUCCCUAACCCUCCCUGUUCUCUCUGUGUGCUGUGCAGGUGUUUGACCUGCGCCAGUGCCACAGGCAGAUGCAGCAGCAGGCAGCCACAGCCCAGGCGGCUGCUGCAGCACAGGCAGCAGCAGUGGCUGGAAACAUCCCCGGGCCUGGCUCUGUGGGAGGCAUCGCCCCCGCCAUCAGUAAGUCUCUCUUUUCACACUAUUCAUCCUUUAACCUGUCUGCCAAGCAAUAUAUCCAUCUGUCUUGUCUCAGAGCAUCUCAGGAAAUUACAGAAAUGGGAAAAUGUGUGCACUGCCUUAGAUGUGUAACUCUAUAUAGGUAGUGAAUCACUGAGUGAGUCAUUCUAUCAAAUAUGUAGUACUUCCCCCUAACUACUGAGUGUUUUUAACCCCCUCCCUUCAGGUUUGUCUGCGGCUGCAGGUAUAGGAGUGGACGACCUGCGCAGGCUGUGUAUCCUGAGGAUGAGCUUUGUGAAGGGCUGGGGGCCUGACUACCCCCGGCAGAGCAUCAAGGAGACACCGUGCUGGAUUGAGAUCCAUCUCCACCGGGCCCUGCAGCUACUGGAUGAGGUGCUGCACACCAUGCCCAUCGCUGACCCCCAGCCACUGGACUGA